AUGUUUUAUAAAAUUAGUACAAAGAAGACGCCAUUGUCGUCCCUGAUUAUGUCACUUCCGGAAGAUGUUAUCAUUGAUAUCUUAGCGCGUGUACCGAGAUGUGACUAUCCAAAACUCUCCCUCGUUUCAAAGCACUUCCGAUCACUCGUUGUAUCCCCUGAACUAUAUGCGAGACGAUCCUUGUUAGGCUGCACCGAACACUGUCUCUAUGCUGUAAUCUUUAACAACGAAACCAAGGAUUUCCAUUUGUAUAUCCUCCGCCCGAAAAACAACGGCAAUCGUUGCUUGGUCCUUAUCCCUUCGCUUCCCACUAUGUGUUAUGGUGUAAGUUUUGUCGCUGUGGGUCCGAGGAUAUAUAUGUUUGGUGGGGACCAGAAGAAUAUGGCGUCAAGCAUCGACUGCAGAUCUCACAUGGUGCAAACCCUCCCAAGCAUGCCUGUGCCCAUGUCUUUUACGAUCGCUGGCAGCAUCGACGGGAGAAUCUACGUAAUUGGAUAUCGCGAUUACAAUAGAUGGAAUAAUGUGAUGGUGGUAUUUAAUACAAAAACACAAAUGUGGGAGCCUGAGAUUAUAAAGAUAGACAUUGAGCUACGUUCCAUGUGGAGCAAGUGGUCGUAUGGUUGUGUGGUGAUGGCUGAUAAGCUAUACAUGAGGGAUGAUAAGAACAGCUUUAUUUACGACCCAAAGAAGAGUAAAUGGGAAAGGGACGAGAGGUUGAAUUCUAAGAAGUGGAAGUGUGCAUGUGUAGUUGAUGACGUAUUGUACUACCACGAUACGUACAAGAACGAGGUAAGAGCUUAUGAUCCAAAGCAAAAACGUUGGAGUGUGGUGAAAGGUUUGGAAGAGUUGUUGUCUGAGACGACAAAUUCGUGGUACUCGGAUAUUAUGUGUUGCGGUGGGAAACUGGCUUUGUUUUUUCCUAAAAUAAUUAUCAAAACUAAACAAAAUGAGGUUUGGUGUGCGGAGAUUUCGCUUAAAAAACACCGAGGAGAGAUUUGGGGUAGAGUUGAGUGGUAUGAUAAUGUUUUGACUGGGAAUUGUUGCGUAACGAAACCUUUAACUGUUAUGGUCUGA
This is a messenger RNA of Eutrema salsugineum, 1074 nucleotides long. RefSeq names its product F-box/kelch-repeat protein At4g38940. The record is from RefSeq and is a predicted model, not a curated record. Gene Ontology annotation, molecular function: protein binding. NCBI's taxonomy places the organism in Eukaryota, Viridiplantae, Streptophyta, Magnoliopsida, Brassicales, Brassicaceae. Bases 1 to 1074 code for a protein of 357 amino acids. The transcript has a single exon.